Penicillium coprophilum is the source of this 276-nucleotide messenger RNA. RefSeq lists its product as uncharacterized. The transcript is spliced from 2 exons. NCBI's taxonomy places the organism in Eukaryota, Fungi, Ascomycota, Eurotiomycetes, Eurotiales, Aspergillaceae. The record is from RefSeq and is a predicted model, not a curated record. The annotation marks the transcript as partial.
GGUUGUCGCAAUGCGAGGAACGCAGCAAAACAAUCUGGUGGGCUGAUAGGAAACGAAGGGCAGCGUAACUGUCAAAGUAACUGGCGCGAUGCGCUGCAUGCAUUCACCCUACCGCCUUCAGUUGAAUGCCUUGAUGCCUUGAUGCCUGAUAUUGCAAUGUAUCAUAUAUACAAGGCCGAUACAGGGCUGGUAUUCAAUCGUGUAUUGUUGGAAGUACCGCUACAAAGAACACAGUACAACUUUACACUGGCCCUGAAGUUCUCUGUGACUUCCUGA